Molecule: messenger RNA, 678 nt
Organism: Prunus dulcis (almond)
Lineage: Eukaryota; Viridiplantae; Streptophyta; Magnoliopsida; Rosales; Rosaceae
Exons: 2
Coding region: 1-678 (225 amino acids)
Molecular function (GO): nucleic acid binding
Source: RefSeq, a predicted model, not a curated record
AUGGAUGAUCAGGGAGCGCUGUUGGCUACUCUCUAUGUGAGACAAGUGUUAGUGGAACGAACAAUUGAAGCCCAAUUGCAGGAUCCAUUGAUCUGUACUAUUAGAUUGGAGGUUGAGAAUGGUACCAAAAUAGGUUACUUAGUCAGAGAUGAUGGAACUUUAAUGAUGGGUACCAGAUUGUAUGUUCCUGAUGAUGGAGCAUUAAAAAAGGAAAUUCUUGAGGAGGCUCACUGUUCUGCUUUUGCGAUGCAUCGUAGCAGCACGAAAAUGUACCGUACUCUAAAGGAACAUUAUUGGUGGCCUUUCAUGAAGAAAGAAAUUGCAAAGUAUGCCACUUUUGGAACUCAAUUACGGUUUAGUACUGUAUUUCAUCCCCAGACUGAUAGAAAAUUAGAAAGGACGAUUCCGACCUUGGAAGACAUGUUGGGGACUUGUGCAUUGCAGUUUAGGGGUGAUUGGGAUGAGAAACUACCACUCAUAGAGUUUGCAUAUAAUAACAGUUAUCAAGCAAGUAUUAGGAUGUCACCAUUUGAUGCUUUGUACGGAAGACAAUGUAGGACUCCAUUGUAUUGGGAUGAAGUGGGUGAGCAUAGGUUGGAAGUAUCUGAAGAUGUUGAACGGACAAAGAAGCAAGUUGAACUGAUUAGAGAAAGACUUAAGACAGCCCAAGACCGAUAG